Molecule: messenger RNA, 267 nt
Organism: Sphenostylis stenocarpa
Lineage: Eukaryota; Viridiplantae; Streptophyta; Magnoliopsida; Fabales; Fabaceae
Source: the annotation of a GenBank genome assembly
AUGCAUGCACGUGCGGCCGCGCGUGCUCUUAUGGGGUUGCGGGUAGCGCGAACCUCGGCUUGGCUUGCGCUUCCUCUGCAAGUCAGCGCAGCAUCACCAUCUCCAGCAGCCGCACUCGCAUUUCCCCCUCAGGAAGAUAUCUGGAAAUCUCUUCGCUCAGAUUUGAGGAAGGAGUAUAAUGUGUUCUUCUCAUUGGAAGCUUCUCAGCAAACCUCAAAAAAACAGGAAAUUAAUGUGAAGAUAAUUAAUCUUAUUGAUUACUCCUAG